AAAGAAAAAGAAAGGAAAAAAAAACCGCCGUCAUCAAUCUUUGGGCAAACCCUUUUUUUUCCUUAGCCGAAAACUUGUUGGCUUUGACUCUCAUCACUAACAACUUUUGGGUUGGACCAUGGAAGACUCCGCCGCCGGCGCCUCACUACCUUCGGGACCCGACGGGAAGAAGCGCCGUGUGACAUACUUCUACGAGCCAACGAUUGGCGACUACUAUUACGGCCAGGGUCACCCGAUGAAACCCCACCGGAUCCGUAUGGCCCACAACCUAAUCGUCCAUUAUUCUCUCCACCGUCGGAUGGAGAUUAACCGUCCUUUCCCCGCUGGUCCCGCCGAUAUCCGUCGCUUCCACACCGAGGAGUACGUCGACUUCCUCAACGCCGUCAGCCCCGACUCCAUGUCCGAUCCCACUUACUCUCGCCAUUUGAAGCGUUUUAAUGUUGGAGAGGAUUGCCCCGUGUUCGAUGGGCUUUUUGGUUUCUGCCAGGCCUCCGCCGGUGGCUCCCUUGGUGCUGCUGUUAAGUUGAAUAGAGGGGAUGCCGACAUCGCCAUCAAUUGGGCUGGUGGAUUGCAUCAUGCUAAGAAAAGUGAGGCUUCUGGGUUUUGCUACGUUAAUGAUAUCGUUCUUGGGAUUCUUGAGCUCCUCAAGUUUCACAGGCGUGUACUGUAUGUAGAUAUUGAUUUCCAUCAUGGUGAUGGUGUAGAAGAGGCAUUUUACACCACUGACAGAGUUAUGACUGUUUCUUUCCAUAAAUUUGGGGAUUUCUUCCCAGGGACUGGACACAUAAGAGAUGUCGGGGUGGGUAAUGGAAAACACUAUGCUUUGAAUGUUCCCUUGAAUGAUGGGAUGGAUGAUGAGAGUUUUCGGGGUCUGUUUCGUCCUAUAAUCCAAAAGGUCAUGGAAGUGUAUCAACCAGAUGCAGUUGUUCUCCAAUGUGGAGCAGAUUCAUUGUCCGGUGACAGGUUGGGUUGCUUCAACUUGUCUGUGAAGGGCCAUGCAGAUUGUCUACGCUUUCUUAGAUCUUUCAAUGUUCCUCUAAUGGUCUUGGGUGGGGGAGGGUAUACUAUCCGCAAUGUUGCUCGUUGUUGGUGCUAUGAGACAGCUGUUGCAGUUGGGGUGGAGCCUGAUAAUAAGCUGCCUUAUAAUGAAUAUUACGAGUAUUUUGGUCCAGAUUAUACACUUCAUGUUGAUGUGGGCAACAUGGAGAACCUUAAUGCACCUAGAGAUAUGGAGAAGAUAAGGAACAUGCAUUUAGAGCAGCUUUCUAGACUAUCGCAUGCACCCAGUGUACCUUUUCAAACAACACCUUCCACCGUCCAACCACCUGAGGAGGCGGAGGAGGACAUGGAUGAAAGACCAAAACCUCGGAUAUGGAAUGGUGAUGAUUAUGAGUCAGAGCCUGAAGAUGAUGAGAAACCUCUUCGCAGAUUCUCGAAUUCUGAUGUGAAACAACCUACAACAGAUGCUGAUAUGAGGGAUGUAUCACAAGAUUUGAAAGAAGUAAAAGCAGAAGUGAAAGCAGAACAGUCACAAUCUUGACACUGAAGGAACGCUUUGCUUCCAGGCUUGGAUGUACUUCCCUUAAGUCAGUAUAAUUUGACCUUUUGGCACAUUCCUUCAGUUUGGGCAUUUUUCGACAUCAAUAGCAAGCGUAUUCUUUGAUCCUUCUAUUGAGGCUAGGAAAGCUUGGUUGUUUAGGUCUUUGUUUCAUACUGUGUUAAACAAUACAGUGGCAGUACAGUACUUAUAUACCAAGACUUGAUAUGCUACUAAAUGACUUAAUUCUCCGUUCAUGUUGGUUGUA
Molecule: messenger RNA, 1805 nt
Organism: Hibiscus syriacus
Lineage: Eukaryota; Viridiplantae; Streptophyta; Magnoliopsida; Malvales; Malvaceae
Product: histone deacetylase 6-like
Exons: 6
Coding region: 119-1540 (473 amino acids)
Molecular function (GO): histone deacetylase activity
Source: RefSeq, a predicted model, not a curated record